Molecule: messenger RNA, 5955 nt
Organism: Mytilus californianus (California mussel)
Lineage: Eukaryota; Metazoa; Mollusca; Bivalvia; Mytilida; Mytilidae
Product: cysteine dioxygenase type 1-like
Exons: 5
Coding region: 234-911 (225 amino acids)
Biological process (GO): L-cysteine catabolic process
Molecular function (GO): cysteine dioxygenase activity; ferrous iron binding
Source: RefSeq, a predicted model, not a curated record
UGAAACAGACUAUAGAUCGAUUUGUUGACAUUGGUAUUUUGAAAAAACGUGGAAGGUAGUUUUCCAGCGGUCAUUUCUAACUCAGAGAAAGUCGUGUGCUUUCAAAUUGAUAUAUUUUGAAUAGAGAGGACAGAGAAUUAUAAAUUGACAUUGUAAAAAGGAAAGGCACAUUGCAACUAUUAAGAAUAGAGGACGAUUUUGAUAGAAAAAAAAGUCUUGAAAAAAAUCUCAAAAUGGAAGUUGAUACUUGUGUACAAAAUGAAGAUGUGAAGAUUUCCGAUUGUAACAAGUCUGAGAUGGAUGAUUACCAUGACACUGAUAAAAUUGUACCACCAAAAACAUUAGAUGAUUUAAUUAAGGAGUUACAUAAGGUGUUUGCAUCAGACAAAGUGAAUAUAGAAUAUGUGAGCGCAUUAAUGAACAUGUAUAAAAGUAAUCCUAAAGAAUGGAAAAAGUUUGCCAAGUUUGAUCCUCAUAGAUACACAAGAAAUUUGGUUGAUGAAGGAAAUGGAAAGUUUAAUCUGAUGAUAUUAUGUUGGAAUACAGCUCAAGCCAGCUCUAUACAUGACCAUGCUAAUUCUCACUGUUUCCUCAAGGUCAUGGAAGGACAUUUAAAUGAAGAGUUAUUUGAUUGGCCAGAAAAUGAAGAAAUACAAGAAAUGAAACCUAUAAAGAAGACCAGACUAGAUCUGAAUGAAGUAGGAUAUAUGUCUGAUAAAUUAGGUAUACAUCGUAUAGAGAACCCAAGCCAUACAGAUAAUGCUGUUUCUUUACAUCUUUAUUGUCCACCAUUUGAUGAGUGUCAAUCAUUUGACCAGUUUACCGGUCAUAAGAGAAAUGCUGCCAUCACCUUCUGGAGCAAGUUCGGAAAAAGGACACCCUUUGGCAAAGAACAGAGUAAACAGAAGUAAAAUCGUCCAUUGGAGAGCAUGAACUACUUAAAGAAUCUCUACAUCCUUAACAUGCUUGGUAGAUAACUGACGAUUCUUCUCUCUACAUCCUUAACAUGCUUGGUAGAUAACUGACAAUUCUCCUGUACUAAAACAUCUGAUUGACAUGUAUGACAAUAACCUGACAUAAGACUAUUUAUAUAGGAUAUUAUUUUCUGGGGAGAAAAUUGUGAUACAUUUUGUAAAUUAUGAUAAAUGUAUUGAGUUUUUUCUUUAUUUAUACUGUGGAUUCAUUAUUAUGAGGGUAGGAAUGCCCUAUACCGUCAGGCGUCAAACCAUCAUUUUCGGCUACCGUUAGCGUCAAAUUGGUUAAAAUUUUACCGUGAUUCAUCAAAAUAUCCUUAUCGUGAUUCGUCAGAGGUCUCAAAUAAUUAUCGUUACCGUUAUUUUUGGAAAAAAAUUAACGUGAUUGUCAAAAAAUCAGUCGAUUUUUUUUAUCAUCUAAAAGAAAGUACAUUUUAUCGUCAUGCAACAAAAAUUACCAUUAAAGUCAUUUGGCAAGAAUUUUGACCGUUAUUCGUGGUGAAGGUACCCCCAUUACGACCCUCUAUUAUUAGUGGGAUAUCAAUUAUAGUAGGUUUCGUUGGUAGAGGUGAACCAUUAAUUUCAAUGUUCAACAAAAUAUAAAUUUUAUAUAUAAGCUUGUAUGCAGACUUUGGCAACACCACAAAAUCAAAUAUCCACGAGAAUACAAUUUUUUUCUCAAUCCACGUAAAAUUGGUACCCAUGAAAAAAAAGAUCCACAGUAUAGUGUCUGUGUACAGAGAUUUAUAUUUUGUUAUAUAAAUGUUCAUUACUGUUCAAUAUUUGCAUUUUUAUGCCCAACUUAGCGGCAUUAUGUUUUUUGGUCUGUGCGUCCGUUCGUUCCAUCUGUCCCGCUUCAGGUUAAAGUUUUUGGUCAAGGUAGUUUUUGAUGAAGUUAAAGUCCAAUCAAUUUGAAACUUAGUACACAUGUUCCCUAUGAUAUGAUCUUUCUAAUUUUAAUGCCAAAUUAGAGUUUUGACCCCAAUUUCACGGUCCACUGAACAUAGAAAAUGAUAGUGCGAGUGGGGCAUCCAUGUGCUAUGGACACAUUCUUGCUUAAAAAUACACUGAAAAUAUAGUUUUAUAAAGAAGCGUCCAUAAGUUAAUGUAAAUCUGGGUUCUAAAGAAACAUGUUUGUAGGCCUGCCAACCUCUCUGAUGUAUAGGGGAUUUCCCAAAUGAGAUAUUGACUUGACACAUGGAAUCCUAAAUACCUCAAAGCAUUCAUUUAAAGGAGCUUUAAUAAUUUAGGAAUAUAGAUAUAUAUAUAUAAACAAGUCUAAAUUGAAAACAAUAUAUACAAUAAAAUAAAACACUUAUAACAUGUAUAAGAGCUGCCUAUGGUCCUCUUGUGCUUGAAAUCCCAUGUGAAGGUUUGGUAAAGUUGGCAUGUAUACAUAUAUCACAAUUGUUUAUACUUAUUUUAGAUAUAUUUGUUCACCCAAUUGUCCUCAUUUUAAGGUGGUACCUAACACUACAGGGAGAUAACUCUGUAAAAAUCAGCUAAACGUUUUAAUUACGUUGUAUUGUUAAGGAAAUAUUAAGCUUCUCAAUGAUCAAAAUUAGUGUUUGUCAAACUGCUAUAUAACCAAUGAAAUUUUUCUGAUAAAGUGGUUGGUUCAAAUUUUUUGAAAUUUUUACAUUUUUGUCAAAGGGUCAAAGUAAAAAUUUUGUCAAAAUUUUAUGAAAAUUAAACGAGCCAAAUUAAUAUUAGUCAAGGUGUUGGGUACCACCUUAAACUAAAAUAAUACAUAUGUUCCUCCGUGAAAUGUGACAUUUCAUUACUAAACUUUUGCCUAAUUUAAUUUUGAUACCUUUGCCUAAUUGGCCAUUAAGUUGGGGGAGCGUAUCAUUUGUGGAGGUGCAUGCUAAUUUUAUUGGGCCCUUUUAUCCUGCAGUGAUAGUAGCUUAAAGAUUUUUUAGACCAUCAUGUUGUCAUUCCCAAAGAAAAUUUGACCACAUCAUUUUGUUAUGAUGACGCCCAAUUGAGCUAAUUUAAAUUUUUUGUUAUGCAUAUAAAAGUUGCAGAUUAAAUUAUAAAUUCCAUUUUAAUUGACCAACUUAUUUAUAUGAAUUGCAAACUUGUAAAAAAUGUUUCUUUCUACCCCCCUGCCAUUGAUCACUCCCAGAAAAUAAAACAUGGUGAACUUCUAAUUAGAUUAAUUGUAACAAAAAUUUGCCUCUUUUUAUGAUCUUGCCUUGUCUAUGUAUAGAGUUAUGAGGGUCUGGGUGGGAGGAGAGGGUCCUCCAUUUCUUUAUUCUACUUUUUUUAGACCAUUUUACUCUUUUCUUUAUUUAUUUUACUCCUUAUUCUCUUUUCUACUGUUAAUUCAGAAAUUAUUGCGAGGUUUUUAUUAAUGCGAAUAAUGCGACUAAAUGAGUAUCGCAAUAAUAAGAACUCGCAUUCUUACCGGUAUAUCUGAAACAUAUGACUGUAUGCAGAUUUUCCUGAAAUCGCAAUAAUUUAUCUUGCAUUUUUACAAUUCUGGAGAAUUCGCAAUAAUAAAUGCACACAAUGAUUUCUGAAUUUACAGUAUAUAGUUUAGCACCCCAUUAUUUUCUAUUCCUUAUUUUUUUUUACCUAUUUUCUCUUUUCUUCACAUUUUUUUACCUUUAUAAUGUAGUUGCCCAUCAUUCUCUAUUCUGUAUGCCCAAUCCAUACUCUCACCUGUUGCACUCUCCCAGAAAAUAAAACAUUGUGAUCUUCUUACAAAAUUAUAACAAUCAAAGUGCUUGUAAGCACUGAAGGGUGAAGAUUGCUUUAAUUUAUCAGUGGGAAGCAAAAUUAAAUAUUGCAUUGUAUAAAGCAUUGGUUGUAGUUGAUUAAACUACAAUUCUGGACAAAGGAAGAUAACUCCAAUUUUUAAAGAUGACUUUAACAAUGACAUCAUUGAUAUUUUUUAGAACAGAUAUUAGAUUCCUGCACCUUGCAAAAGUUAUGUAAUUUUCUUGACAAGUAUUACAUCAUUUUGUGACUUGAAUAUCUGAGCAUAUAUUGCAUUGAUAAAUUUCUGGAAAUGUUCAUGGAUAGGAUGUAUAGAAUGUUAUGAUCAAUGCACUAUAUUUUGUGUAUCUCAAAGGUAGUGAUAAACCUUGGAAGAUUUAGAUAUCAAGUCGGUACCAUAGGGUUUUGAUUUCAUUUCAUGCAAUCUUUACCCCAAAACUGGCCUCGUCUAUUUUAAGAUUCAGUAUCUUGCCUUGUCUCUGUAUAGGGUUAUGAAAUUUUAUUUGUUUUUUUUGUCUUGUUAUAAGUGCAUGCUCAAUAUUGUUGUUGAUUUUGUUUAUUUGUAAACAAGACUAUGCUCAAUUUUUGGUUUAAACCUCUGAGCUUUAGAUUUUGCCAUUUGAUAAAGGACUUUCCGUUUUGAAUUUUCCUUGGGAGUUCAGUAUUUUUGUUAUUUUACUUUUUUCUAUUACAUCUAUUAAUCUAUUUACAAAUUUGUAGUUUGUCAGCCAUUGCAAGAAAUAAAACAUGUUGGUGUAAUCAUUCAUCACCACAACCACCAACAAGUGACCAUUUGUCAAAGACCAUUUAGCUUGCUGGCAUAAAAUUGAGCACACAGUUGUAGUUAAGUCCUUGAAUUUGUAGUGGGUUAUUCAUUUUGUUGCUUUUCACAAUAUAUGGGUGCAGAUUUGUGCAAAUUGUGUUUUAUAUGUUUACAUGUAUUUUUAAUGUAUUUUUUUUUAAUUGUAAAUAUAACAUGCAGAGGGUUUUUAGGCACCAAAUGACUUCACUGUUUACUUUGCCUCCUGACCUCUUAAUAAUAGAAACUUUGGUUGAGUUUAUCUCUGAAGUACUGCCUGCUUUUAAUUUGUUGAGCUGUUUACCAUCAAACCUUUUUUUGAGAACGUUGCAUUUUAUAUUGUGAUGGUGUUAGAAUUUUUAUUUCCUCUGAUCCUGGUUAUUUACUUUUUGAGUUUCUUCAUUUAUGAUAAGCAAUCUACUGCAAUCCCACAAUACAAUUUCAAAAUUCUGUAAAUUCAGAAAUUAUUGCAUGCAUUAUUUUUUGCAAAUUUUUAAGAAUUUACCUGUAGACAAAAAUGCAAGAUUUAUUAUCACAUUAUUCCCACUAAUAAAAACCUCGCAAUAAUUUCUGAAUAUACAGUAUGGUGACUGUAUAUUGGAUCACCAAUAUGAUUCCAAUUUCACUGGACAAGUGAUUUUGUCCCUCCUAAUCAAUGGACUUUUUAUGUUAGCAUGUGUAUUUUAGAAGGUAGAUAUGGUAAACGGACAGAAAGUCACAGGACAAAAAGUCACCGGACAUAAAGUCACAGGACAAAAAGUCACAAAUAGUUUGUUUACAAUUGUUUGAAUAUAUAAGAGAAAGAUCUUGAAAUAUUUUCUUUUUAUUACAUAUAUUCAUUUUUAAGUUUAGGAAAUUGUUCAUAAGCCUUGAUAAAUGAAAAUUUAUUAAAUUAUAUCGUGCAAAGGAUAUAUUUCUUGGCACCAUGAAGCCAUUAAAGGAUCAAGCCUCUUUGACAUUUUGUCUUCAUAUCAAUUAUUUGAUCAUUAUUAAUAUUUAUUGCAUAAAUUUUAAUUACAAAGUUGCUUUAUAAAUAAUAGUUUAAGAAAAAAAAAAAAAAUAUUUCUUUUUAAAUUAGUUUUUUCUUGUUCAAAGAAAAAUAAUCUCAAAACUGAAUUGUGACUUUUUGUCCUGUGACUUUUUGUCCGUGACUUUUUGUCCAUGACUUUUUGUCCAUGACUUUUUGUCCUGUGACUUUUUGUCCAUGACUUUUUUGUCCUGUGACUUUCUGUCCUACAUUCUUUAAGAACAGGGAACACAACACCAAUUUCAAGCCCUACAGUUUCUAUACAUUUUCAUCACUGUUUCUAUACAUUUUCAUCACUGUUUAGUCAAUAUGCAAAAAGAAAAUAACUAUGAAACUAAUAACACUAUAUAAAAUAUUCAAGACUUUAUGCAUUUAAUGAUUUUGUAUAUUUUGUUAAUGUCAAUUAAAUCAUAAAUCAUAUAUACCUUUAA